AGGCAGGAGACGGAUGCAGGCUCUCCUCCCUCCCGCUCUGUUACAUCCAUCCAUUCUGUUAUCCAUCCAUCCAUCCAUCUCUCCAUCCACCCCGUUCAUUCCCAAGGGCGUCACAGGGGAGGGUGACAAGACCUGACUGAGAAGCACAUACAUGUAAUGUGUGUGCAUGCGUGAGUCCUGCGUUUAUGUAGCCUACGUUGCGCCUCUGGUCUGCUGCCUGUGGAUCCGGUGACAUGAGGAGCUGAAACAGAACCGACAGAAGGAUGAAAAUGCUCCGGUUUCGCAGCCCCAGCAUCCGCUCCUUGGACCAGGAGGUCCUCUGCACGAUCCGGUUACUGGACGACUCCGAGAUCUCCUGCAGCAUCCAGAGAGACACCAAAGGCCAGUUCCUGUUGGAUCAUGUGUGUAACCACUACAACCUACUCGAGAAAGACUACUUUGGUAUUCGAUAUGUGGAUCCUGAGAAACAGAGGCACUGGCUGGAGCCCAAUAAGCCCGUGGUGAGGCAGAUGAAGUCAGCUGAGCAGCCCUACACUAUGUGCUUCCGGGUCAAGUUUUAUCCCCACGAGCCAAUGAAAAUCAAGGAGGAGCUCACAAGGUAUCUCCUGUACCUCCAGUUGAAGAGAGAUAUCUACCAUGGCCGUCUCCUCUGUCCCUUCGCUGAAGCUGCCUAUCUGGGUGCCUGCAUCGUACAGGCUGAGCUCGGGGACUAUGACCCAGAGGAGCAUCCAUCAGACUACAUCAGAGACUUCAAACUGUUCCCUAAACAAUCCCUCAAACUGGAGAGGAAGAUUAUGGAAAUACACAAGAACGAGCUCAGGGGCCAGUGUGCUGCGCUCGCCGAGUUGAGCAUGCUCCAAAGGUCUCACUCCCUAGAAACAUAUGGAGUGGACCCUCACCCAUGCAAGGAUUUUACAGGCUCCACAGCUUUUCUCGGGUUCACAGCCACAGGUUUUGUGGUCUUCCAGGGAAACAAGAGGAUCCAUCUUCUGAAAUGGGCUGAUGUCAGCAAGCUGAAGUUCGAAGGGAAAACCUUUUACGUCAUCGGGAUUCAGAAAGAGAAGAAACUGGUGUUGACAUUUCACACCUCGACCCCUGCAGCGUGCAAGCACUUAUGGAAGUGCGGGGUGGAGAACCAGGCCUUUUACAAGUGUGCGAAGUCGAGUCAGAUAAAGACUGUUUCUAGCAGCAACAUCUUCUUCAAAGGGAGCAGGUUCAGAUACAGUGGAAGAGUAGCCAAAGAGGUGAUUGAAGCCAGCUCUAAGAUUCAGAGAGAGCCGCCUGAGGUGUGCAGAGCCCAGUUUGGUCAGAGUCGAAGUUUUAACUCUCUGAGCCAUAAAAACCUCAUUAUGAACAUGGAACCGCUGGUACCUGCACUGCCCUCCACCAACGAAUAUGAAGAGACGGCCCCCGACAAUGGUGUUGUGUCUGUGAAGGACUCGGUCCCCUUGUCUCCUCUCAAACCUUCAGCCGCUCCCGCAGACACAGAGCAACAAAGUACUGACGUAGGAAACCCCGCUCUGGGCAAUGACCUGCAGCCUCCCCGUGUUUCCAUGGAAACCUCAAAUCUCCGACCUCAAACGCCCAAAGCUGAAGAUGAAAUGGAGGAAGAUGACGAGGCCAGCGGCGCACUCACCAUCUCUGAACUUGUCUACAGCCCCUGUGCUAGCAUGCUGCCCACCCCAGUGGACGACAGCCAGGGAGGCGUCGACUUACUGUUCUCCUCCCCGGUCCAGAGCCCCGCCAGGCUGCUGAGGGAGCUCCACGCCGACCCCGACAUCCAGGCCCAGCUGGAGGCCGAAAGGGAGCGUGACCGGGCCUACGAGCGCACCAGGCUGGCCGCUAGAAGUCACAUGGGUGGAGUCCUGACCAGCAGCCUACGCCUGCUGUCGUCCAAUGAGAGAGUCAACGCCUGCGUGCUAAGUGUGGCCCGCUUUGUUGCCGUGGUAAUGGGCGUCCUGUUUGUCACUGUGCCCACAUUGCUGCUAUUGCUGGAGUCAGACAUCGAUGUGUCAUUCCUCCACGAGAUCCGCCAGACGCCGGAGUUUGAGCAGUUUCACUACGAGUAUUACUGCCCUCUCCGCCGUUGGAUCCUGUGUAAGAUCAGCAUGGCCAUGGAGAACCUCUGGUCAGACUGAAGAGGAGAGGACGAGAGGGAAAAGAUGGAAAAAUAGGGAGCGAGGAGUCACUGCGGGGAAAAAAAAGAUGCCCAAAAGUCUGUCUUAACAUGUAAUUUAAUCUUAUAGUCAGUCUUAAAUGUGUCUCUUGAGACAAAAGAGCAAAUCUGCCAAUCAGAUGAAAUAAUUUCACUUGCUUCACUUGAUGAUGAGCAGGUGCAAAGCAUCACUAAUGAGGUAAAGGAUGGAGGCCACAGCUGGAAAGGGCUUAAAAAGAUGUAGAAAGAUAUUUUAUUAAAAAGGGGCCUCAGAUGGAUACAUGGGUAAUGGAUUCCCAGAACGAGGACGCCUCUUUGUACAACAUUAUUUCUGGCUGAAUUACACUGAAGCAAGUAAAACUGUUUCACCUCUUUAGCAGCAAAAUCUACCAUCUCGAAGAAAGGAGAGAGCUCUUAAUCAUAGGAUCCAAUCACUUGUUAAGACGGACACUUUUGGCAGUGAUAAACUGAAAAGAAAGAGGACAAGAAAUACUGUAAGUGUUGGUGGAAGAACUCAUGGAAGGGAGAGAUUCAUAAAAAGGAAAAAUGAGGGAGUUCAUGGACAGAAAAGAGUCAAAAAAAAAAAGUUUUGAAGAAGGUUUCGUUUUACUAGAAAUUUGGUCUGUUCACUCCUGAUGCUGAUAGCUGAUGCAAUGACUCUUUGGUAAAUAUCACAAACCAUUCUGAUUGGUUCUCUUCUUCAGAAUGGAGCGCCUGAUUGGUCACAGAGCCUGUCAGUCAUGACGGAGUGAGCGGAAACAGCAAGAGAGAUGAUUGAUUUGUCACUGAACGCAACAAUAGCCACAGGCAGAGGUACAUUAUAUAUAUUUAACAAACAAAAAGAGAAAUAUUGAUAAUUACUACCAAUCUUAAAUAAGUUGUUUUUAAAGUUUUGUACAUUUUUAUGUGAUCCAGAUCUUUCAGGAAUUUUUCAGUCAGAGGAUCUACUUUGAGCUUAUUUUGAAAUUAAGAGUUUACAAAAGAUUACCAAAAAAAAAGCAAAUUUAUUGAAGUUUAUCGGGGUGAUGGGUGUUGAGAAAUUUAAGCUAUUUUUUGAGACUACUGUCAACGUUUGUUGACGUGGUAGCAUCCUGGGUUUUUCCUACAGAGGCUAUAGCACAA
This is a messenger RNA of Thunnus maccoyii (southern bluefin tuna), 3277 nucleotides long. RefSeq names its product FERM domain containing 3 (gene frmd3). The record is from RefSeq and is a predicted model, not a curated record. The transcript is spliced from 15 exons. NCBI's taxonomy places the organism in Eukaryota, Metazoa, Chordata, Actinopteri, Scombriformes, Scombridae. Gene Ontology annotation, cellular component: cytoskeleton. Gene Ontology annotation, molecular function: cytoskeletal protein binding. The coding region runs from base 264 to 2138 and encodes 624 amino acids.